AUGUCCUACGACAGCGUCCCAAAAGAGGAACAUGAUAGCCCAGAUGCGGAGCAGCUUGCUAUAAAGACAAGGGAUCCGUCGGGCCGAUUGUGCGAUAUCAACAUCGUUCUUGCACUGGUGGCAGUUUCCCUGUGCUUUGGCAUGGGGGUAUUCAUGUUCUUCGAUUUGGCCUACGACCAGAUGAAACCCGCGGAGACAACAUCAGCACCUCAAUUCCAGUUCAACUGCGGCAGCUCAACUUCUGAAGCACGAGCUGCAGGUUGCCGCUUUGACUUGACCACGUUCACUUGGGUGCCACCAGCGUGCUUUGACGAGCCGCUAAUGGAGGAAUUUCUCGGCUCAAAAAACUGGACCUGGUCCUUGGAUGAGUUGGGAAUACAGCAGGUGAACGAAAGUUUCGCGCGAGAAGGCGACUUUGAGAGCCUCUACACUACAAUGGACUACCAUGUUACACAUUGCGCAUACGCGUGGAAAAAACUGCACCGGUCACUCUUUAGCGGGGAUCUUAGUCACAUUGAUGGCUAUACAGCAAGUAUUCACCACACAGAACACUGUUUGGGCAUGCUGCUGGAAAGUCGGGAUCAAGACCAGACACCAGCUCUCGGGGUGACCAAGUUUGCUUCAUGUGGCCAGGGAGUGAUUGCGGAUCCUGAUCAACAUGCUAUGUCUUAUCCCUAG
Aspergillus oryzae RIB40 is the source of this 678-nucleotide messenger RNA. RefSeq lists its product as uncharacterized. NCBI's taxonomy places the organism in Eukaryota, Fungi, Ascomycota, Eurotiomycetes, Eurotiales, Aspergillaceae. Bases 1 to 678 code for a protein of 225 amino acids. The record is from RefSeq and is a predicted model, not a curated record. The transcript is spliced from 2 exons.